Messenger RNA from Oryzias latipes (Japanese medaka), 2301 nucleotides. RefSeq names its product LTV1 ribosome biogenesis factor (gene ltv1). The record is from RefSeq and is a predicted model, not a curated record. Gene Ontology annotation, cellular component: preribosome, small subunit precursor; nucleus; cytosol. NCBI's taxonomy places the organism in Eukaryota, Metazoa, Chordata, Actinopteri, Beloniformes, Adrianichthyidae. Gene Ontology annotation, biological process: ribosomal small subunit export from nucleus; ribosomal small subunit biogenesis.
AUCAGCAAAGCGCCCCGCCCACAUGGCCCCGAUCCGAUGUUAACAAGGCCACGAACAAACUAGCGUGUCCGAUCAAGAAUUAAAGUAGCUGCCAAAGAACGAUUGUACUUUUAUUGUUACAUUUUUUUGUGGUUUUACUGUUUGCCUGUGGAGGAUUUACCUCACCAGCUUUUUCGGAAGAAAAAAGAGCGCUAUAAAAAAUGCCGCAUCGAAAGAAGAAAGCCUUCAUUGAAAAGAAGAAGGCCGUGACCUUUCACCUUGUCCACCGCAGUCAGAGGGAUCCCCUGGCUGCUGACGAGAAAGCGCCACAACAUGUCCUCCUUCCUGCAGCAAAGGUGGACACGGAGAAGAGACACGAGGAGCAGAGGAAAUUUGGUGUCUUCUUUGAUGACGACUACGAUUACCUGCAGCACCUGAAGGAGCCAUCCGGCCAGUCAGAGCUGGUUGCUGCUGUUUCAUCGAACCGUGAUGGAGGAUCUGUUCAGUUCCUAAAUGAAGGGGACGAUGAGAUGGAGCAGGAGGAAGACAGUCCCGUUGCCACGCUGCACUUGCCUUCUUCUGUGUUCGCCUCAGAGUUUGAAGAGGAGGUGGGACUCCUGAACAAAGCUGCUCCCAUUUCUGGACCUCGCCUGGAUAUGGACCCCGACAUCGUUGCUGCCCUCGAUGACGACUUUGACUACGAAAACCCCAACAACAUUUUGGAUGACGACUUUAUCACAAAAGCAAACGGACCGGCGGGAGGCUUAGAAACAGAGGGGGAUCACGAUGAUGAUGACGAGUGGGAGGACACAGACGAAGAGGGCGAUUUCGGCUCCGAGGGCGGUUUUUCAGACGAGGAGCACACGGGAGGAGACGGCCGCGGUGGUGAAGACUUCCUGUUCAUGGACGAGGAGACGAAGAGCCGCUUCACAGAGUAUUCGCUGACGUCGUCUGUGAUGAGGAGGAGCGAGCAGCUCUCUCUGCUGGACGAUCGCUUCGAGAAGUUUUACGAACAGUUUGACGACGAUGAGAUCGGCGCUCUGGACAACGCGGAGCUGGAAGGCUUUAUCGAACCGGACAGCGCUCGGCUGGAGGAAGUCAUCAAGGACUACUUUACGGAAAAAGAGAAAAACUCGUUGAGGCCUGACGAUUUGGGUCCAAAGGAACUUCCUGUUCUGAAAGAGGAAGAUGAGGAGACGGACGAGGAGAUGGUUCCGGUUGUUAUCGAGCCUUCAGAAGAGAAAUGGGACUGCGAAACUAUCAUCAGUACAUAUUCCAACCUUUACAACCGUCCCAAAGUCAUCGAAGAACCAGCAAAGCCAAAGUCGAUCCGUGUGUCCAGUAAGACGGGGAUCCCUCUGGACGUUCUCCCCAACAGAGGACUCACAGCCAAACAGGCAGAACGCAUGACCCGGAUCAACGACUCGGACCUGCCGCGCGUCUCCACCCAGCCCCGAAACAAGGAAGAGAGCAAAGAGGAGAGGAAGGCAAGGAAGCAGCUCAUCAAGGACGAAAGGAAGGAAAGAAGGGCUGAAAAGAAAGCCAACAAGAUGGCGUUCAAGGAGGAAAAAGUACGGCAGGAGAAACAGAUGCUGAAUCUGAGGACGAACGUUCAAGGCUUGAAGCUGUAGGCAAAAACCAGGAUUUGCUUCAGAGCCGUUCGGUGGUCUCACUGCUCCUCACUUUGGUGAAGAUCCCAGAAUGGAGGCGACGCAAAGAAGGAGGACUCUGGGUUCAAAGAUCAGAGACAAAAGUAUUAAAAAGUGUAUAAAUGAGUGAAAUGCUUUAUUAAAAGCAGCUGAUGACAGAGAACUGUUUGUGCUGGACAAACGCUAUUGAUUUCCAUCUAAAGGUAAAUAAGUUCUGACGGUUUCCUGGUUUGUUGUUGAAGCCUGUGCUUCAAAAGAAUAGCAUAACAAUGAGUGGUCAUGGGGAUGAACUCUAAGCAAUUCAAAACCAAGCAGGAAGUACGGCUAUCUUUACUGUUGCAUCAGUUCACACUGGCGUGAAGCUGCCUUGCUCAUGGGAAGAGAUCCCCUGUUGAACCGACUUGUGAAUCUCCUCUGGAGUUUGUCAUUCUGCAUCUUCAUCUUUGCCCCUUCAGCUGCUCCCUUCAGGGCCCGUCCCAGCGAGUCGUAGCUUAUUCAAGAUUCCCAUGAUGCAUUAGGCUUUGGUUCUGCACAUUGACAAUAUCUGAGAACUGGAUCGAGUCAGUGUGACGUCACCCAUUGAAAAUGGUUAACUUCCAGCUCCCCCACCGAAUAGUCCAUUCAGUGGCCAUUUUUGUUGCAACACGACAAAUAAAACAAAUUGGUUCAAGUU